This is a messenger RNA of Micromonas pusilla CCMP1545, 762 nucleotides long. RefSeq lists its product as uncharacterized. The coding region runs from base 1 to 762 and encodes 253 amino acids. The transcript has a single exon. NCBI's taxonomy places the organism in Eukaryota, Viridiplantae, Chlorophyta, Mamiellophyceae, Mamiellales, Mamiellaceae. The record is from RefSeq and is a predicted model, not a curated record.
AUGGGGACGACGAAUGGACGGCCGCCACUCCCCGCCGCGCGACGACGCCACGCCGCGCGAGCGCAGAUGUCGCUCAAACGCCGGAGCAUGGACCUCCACGCCGUCGCGAACGCCGCGCCGUCGCCGCUCUCGGAGGUCGACCUCGCGCGCGUGCACGCGUCGCGCAACCUCGCGAGCGCGACCCCCGAGCUUCUCUCGCGCGAUCGCGCGACGAAGCGGUGCCGCGGCGCGGACGCGGAGGACGCGCCGUCGUCGUCCUCCUCCGACGACGACGACGACGCCGCCGCGCGCGAGCUCGCGCGCGCGCACGCCGCGCGCGCCGGGCACGUCGAGCUCGCGACGCUCCUCCGCUCGCUGCGCCGCGGCGUCUUGGACGCGGCGACGGAGACCAAGCUCGUCCACCUCAACCUCGCCGUCGGAAAGCACGCGGGCGGCCGGAUCUUCAACCUCGUCCUGAAGUCCUCGCACAGCUGGUCGAGGAACGACCCGAGCACGGUCCUCGCGCACUUAUCCCGCGCGGAGCGCGUGGGGAGUAACGCACGUUUGAUGGGCGUUUUGCGGCACCUCCUCGAGGCGACGUACCCGACCGCCGCGAGCGUCGCCGCCGCGGAGCACGUGUUCGACGCGAGCGGGGACGAACCUCUGCGGGGGUGGUGCGCGACGCACGGCGUGGACGCGACGCGCGUCGCGGUGCUCGAGGUGAUGUUGUACGACGCGAGCGGCGCGGCGUCGAACGCGCUGUGUUUUCCGCUGGCGUGUUAG